This is a messenger RNA of Daphnia pulicaria, 499 nucleotides long. RefSeq lists its product as uncharacterized. The transcript is spliced from 3 exons. The record is from RefSeq and is a predicted model, not a curated record. The coding region runs from base 83 to 499 and encodes 138 amino acids. Lineage: Eukaryota; Metazoa; Arthropoda; Branchiopoda; Diplostraca; Daphniidae.
UGUAUAUCGAACAAAGCGGAAUGUUUACGGUGAAAGCAGUUUUGGUAGUGUCAUCACUAAUAAUAAACGGUCUACGCUUGCAAUGGCUGACGUCACAGCUAUGCUUGUGGGUGAACUAGAAGUCAUCAACGACGAUCACAUUGAGUUAGAUUUGAUAGACGAAUAUGCGUAUCCAAUUGCGGACCGCAAUUUAGUGAUAAAUCAGCGAAUAAGACUGGGCCCUACGCCUUUCGUUGGUAUCACCAAUUAUGUCCAAGUGACCGUUUGGAGAUACUCAAACGAUGCUUUCAAGCGGCACUUUAGAAUGAGUCGAGAUGCUUAUGUGAGAUUGCUGCAUAGAUUUACACACUACUUGCCAUUUUCAACUGUUUCCCAUAAUGUGAACUUUUAUUAUUUCUUUGUACCAUUGGCAACCAAGAAUCAUUCAGAACAGUCGGAGAUCGAUUCGGAAUGCUGCCAGGUGACGCCCAUUUCAUUUUUCUUGCCACCUGCAAAGUAA